Messenger RNA from Rangifer tarandus platyrhynchus (Svalbard reindeer), 666 nucleotides. The record is from the annotation of a GenBank genome assembly. Lineage: Eukaryota; Metazoa; Chordata; Mammalia; Artiodactyla; Cervidae.
AUGGAGCGGGCGACGCGAGGCUCAGAGGCCAGGGGCUCCAGGCCAAAGGUUCAUGGCCCGCUGGCGAGCUCGGCAGGGAAACCGGGAGAGGAGGUGGGGGGCGCUCGGCGCGGCCGGAGCUCAGAGUCCCACGCGCGGUGUGCGCGCUCCGCGCACCAUGGCUCGGUGGCAAGGAGGCGACGCCGGCACGGUGGCGCUGGCGGCCCUGGAUCGCAGGGCUGGCGCAGUCCCGGCGCUGAUGCCGCUACCUGCCCGCUCAGCCUCGGCGCCCUCGCCCGGCCGCAGCCCUGGGAGCAGUGCCCGGGGGCCCCCGCGGGAGCACUCAGUGCGCCCCCGCGCGCCGCGCCGCCGCUCCCACUCGUAGCAUCCUCCCCCUCCAAGUUUGGCGUCGGUCGCCGGCCAGCGAUGCUCCCCUGUUUCCCGGCGAGCCGAGCCGGGCCGGCCCAGUGCGGUCAAGUGGGGAAGCAGACUGGACGCGCGGGACCUGAGACCCUAGCCGCGAGCCGCCUAGACGUCGGUCCUCCGGGAGCGAGCUCUCCCCGGGAACUUUGUCUCCGGCUGCCGGCGCCUGCGUCUGCGAGGCCGUGGCGCCUCCCGCCCGCCGCUCUCGCCUCCCUUCUCCUCCCCUCCCGCCCCUCCUCCCCAGCACGUGUACUCCUCCCCUAG